This is a messenger RNA of Zea mays, 2520 nucleotides long. RefSeq names its product leunig-related7. Gene Ontology annotation, molecular function: protein binding. Bases 403 to 2199 code for a protein of 598 amino acids. The transcript is spliced from 5 exons. The record is from RefSeq and is a predicted model, not a curated record. NCBI's taxonomy places the organism in Eukaryota, Viridiplantae, Streptophyta, Magnoliopsida, Poales, Poaceae.
AGAAACUAUGGUUCAGACGAGAGUACCAUGAGGCCAUGAACCUCUUCUCCCAGACUGGACGUCUGCAGUCUGCACUCUGCACCCCCGUGCCAAUCCCGUUUCUAUUCAGUCGGUUCCCCUCUCCCCCAAGCCAAACACCACCAUCCUUCCCUCCCUCCCUACGCAUCCUCUCCCCCUCGACGCUUUCCCCACCCAAUCCGACCGCCGGGGCGGGCGAUUCCCUGGAGAUUCGGCGCGGAUUCGGGGCUCCUCUCGGGGUUUCUCGGCGAAUCAGCGGGGAUCGGGACUCCCGGCUGAAGAAUCCUCUAUCUGUUUCGGUAACUGUUUGCAACAGUUUGUGUGGAGAUUGCAUACCAUCACCUUCCCUGAAGUGAAAAAUAUAUGGGCUGAUCUUGGCAUUUCAUGGGAGGUUCUGAAGAUGACGAGCCACCCUCAAAACGCGCAAGAACAUCCUCAGUAGAAUCUGCAAGUUUACCAGACUGUUUCUCGUUUUCGAAAUUUUCCAAUCCUUUGGGAAGUACAAUGGCUAGACCUUUGCCUUCCCAAGGGAAAGAAGUUAUGGUUGGUUCCAAGGGUGUUAUUAAGAAGGAGGAAUUUGUUAGGAUAAUCACCAAAACUCUGUAUAGUCUUGGAUAUGAAAAAAGUGGAGCAGUUCUGGAGGAGGAAUCAGGGAUUAUUUUACAUAACCCUAUGGUGAAACUUUUCAGAGAACAGGUGAUUGAUGGAAAUUGGGAUAAUGCGGUGGUUACCAUGAAUACAAUUGGCCUUCAAGAUGAAAACAUCUUGAAAUCUGCGGCAUUUUUGAUAUUGGAGCAAAAAUUCUUUGAACUUCUAAAAAAUGACAAUGUCAUGGGUGCUAUGAAGACUUUACGAUGUGAGAUCACACCCCUUGGUGUUAAUAGAAAAAGAGUGCAUGAACUGUCGACUUGUAUGAUUUCUUGUUCUUCACAGCAGUUGUUCCUUGGUUUUUCAAAGCUUGGAAUUGAUUCUUCUAGUUCACGGUUGAAGCUUCUAGAGGAAUUGCAGAAGGUGCUUCCUCCAGCUGUUAUGGUGCCAGAGAGGAGGUUAGAAAAUUUAGUUGAGCAAGCACUUACUGUGCAAAGAGAUGCUUGCUAUUUCCAUAAUUCUGUUGAUGGGUUGUCACUUUACAUUGAUCAUCACUGUGGGAAAGAUCAGAUACCAUCUUGCACGCUACAGGUUUUGCGUGCACAUCACGAUGAAGUGUGGUUUAUUCAAUUCUCAAAUAAUGGAAAGUAUUUAGCCUCAGCGUCAAAUGAUAAAUCUGCAAUUAUAUGGGAGGUUGAUGAGGAUGGAGAGCUAUUACUGAGGCAUACAUUGAGUGGCCAUCAAAAGUCAGUGAUGAUGGUUGCAUGGAGCCCUGAUGAUUGUCAGCUCCUCACAUGUGGGCAGGAAGAAACCAUCCGACGCUGGGAUGUUAAAUCUGGCAAAUGUCUUCAUGUUUACGAGAAGUCUGCCACUGGUUUGAUAUCAUGUGCUUGGUUCCCAGAUGGAAAGCAAUUAUCUGGUUUAGCUGAUCAAAACUUUUGCAUUUGGGAUUUAGAUGGUAAGGAAGUAGAUUGCUGGAAAGGGCAGGGAUCAACAGGAACAUCUGAUUUUGCUGUAGCAAAAGAUGGAAACCUUAUAAUAAGCAUGAGCAAGCAGAACACAAUUCUUCUAUUUGAUAGGGAGACAAAACAGGAGAGAAUAAUUGAAGAGGGUAGUACAAUUACUUCAUUUUGUCUAUCAGAAGACGGUGAUUUCCUGCUUGUAAAUCUUGUAAGCGAAGAGAUUCAUUUGUGGAACAUAAGAAAUGAUCCUGUUCGUGUCAACCGGUACAAUGGUCAUAAGCGCACCCGGUUUGUGAUAAGGUCUUGUUUUGGCGGAUUUGAGCAGGCGUUCAUUGCUAGUGGGAGUGAAGAUUCACAGGUCUACAUAUGGCAUAGAGCCACUGGCGAUCUCAUUGAGACUCUUGCUGGUCACUCGGGCACAGUCAACUGCGUCAGUUGGAAUCCUGCGAAUCCCCACAUGCUCGCCUCAGCGAGCGACGAUCACACAGUUCGUAUAUGGGGGGCAAAGAAGUCCAGUCUUAAGCGCAAGGAUGUUGGGAGCAGCAAUUGCAACAGUAACGGUUCUCGCUCGAAUGGCAAUGCACAUAACAACGUUUUCGUUCAAAAGUGCAACGGGAACAACACCAAAUGAUUUGCCAGGGCAAUGUAUCCCCAUGGAUGGUUGACUGGCGUCUGUAAAUCCCCCUGUCCUUUACUUCCCUCGUGGAAGAAGAAUCGCCACCGCCAUAGUUAAGACAACAACAACAAAGCUGCAGCACAAAGUGUGGGGAACCUGCUAGGUUUCGUGCGCUAUCUUUCCCUUGUUCCUUCAUGACUGUCAUCACAUGUAUUUCUUAAUUCAAGCUGGGAUGGAAUUAUGGUAUUACUUUGCAUCUUUGAUAUCUUGAUUUGCCCUCUCUGAUUGAUUGUAACUGCAUUUUGGUGGUGAUGGUUGUUAACUCCUCUUAUUGCA